This is a messenger RNA of Symbiodinium necroappetens, 624 nucleotides long. The record is from the annotation of a GenBank genome assembly. Lineage: Eukaryota; Dinophyceae; Suessiales; Symbiodiniaceae.
AUGCUGACCAUAAUUCCCGUGCUGCCCACCAGCAGCACCACAACAAGCACUUCAUCAUUAACAAGUUCACGUACAACUGCAACUGCCUCCUCAACAUUCAGUUCCUCGAUAACCAGUUCAAGCACAACAGGAAGUAAUAUCAACAUUAACUUCGAGUGCGACAUCCACAGUCACUGGCAGCACAUCAAUUUCCACUUCGAGUGCCACGUCAAUAUACACCAGCAGCACAUCAGUUUCCACGAGCGUCAACGUACACCAGCAGCACAUCAAUUCCCGCUUCGAGGCAAUAAUUUCCAGCUCGAGUGCCACAUCAACAUACACCAGCAGCGCAUCAACAUCGACCUCACGUACCACAUCGACGCUUUUCAGCUACACGGCAACGUCGAGUUCGUCGAGCACACCGACUUCCAAGACGAGCUCGUCGAUUGCAUUGACUUCCACGAUGAGUUCGUCCAAUACAGUGACUCCUACGACGAGUUUUUGGAGCUCCACCACGGCUCCAACAUCAACAUCAUCGUCGACGGGCAAAUAAACGCGCACCGGAGAAACCACGACAACACAAGCCUGUCGUCAACAUCCUCGUUGACAUCGCUGGACACAGACCACUGUCACCAUUACCUCUGA